AUGGAGAGCGGCGGUCUGGCCCUGCUCCUGGCCCUGGCCCUGGCCCUGGCCCUGGCAACGUGCGCCAGCCCCGCCGGGAGGAAGUGCGUCCUCUCAGGCUCGUGGCGGAGCGACGGCGGCUGCCGGAUGGUGGUGUCCAUCCUCGGGCAGGACGGCGGCUUCUCAGGCUCCUACCUGCCGGGUGCCGUUGCCAGCGACCCCCAGAUCCCGGCCUCGCCGCUGAAGGGGUCACAGCAGGACGCGGGGCUGGUGGCGCAGCCCACCUUCUCCUUCGCUGUGCACUGGCAGCACCGAGAGGCACCGGGAGGCAGCACGACGGCCUUCGUGGGCCAGUGCUUCGUGGAUGAGGCCGGCGAGGAGUCCCUGCACGCCCUGUGGCUGCUGCGGGAGGAGGUGGCGAGCCCCACCGAGGACUGGAAAGCCACCAGGAUCGGCACGAGCGUUUUCACCCGGAUAAAGUGACAGCAGGCGGGAAAAUCCACCAGGCGAGGCCACCGCCACGAGGAGACAGCCUGCACCUGCCUGCUGCAAGUUUGCAGCCCGCACAUGAACGCUGCACAU
Dromaius novaehollandiae (emu) is the source of this 561-nucleotide messenger RNA. Its product is annotated as avidin-like. Lineage: Eukaryota; Metazoa; Chordata; Aves; Casuariiformes; Dromaiidae. Bases 1 to 462 code for a protein of 153 amino acids. Gene Ontology annotation, molecular function: biotin binding. The transcript is spliced from 4 exons. The record is from RefSeq and is a predicted model, not a curated record.